This is a messenger RNA of Ornithodoros turicata, 876 nucleotides long. RefSeq lists its product as uncharacterized. Bases 1 to 876 code for a protein of 291 amino acids. The record is from RefSeq and is a predicted model, not a curated record. NCBI's taxonomy places the organism in Eukaryota, Metazoa, Arthropoda, Arachnida, Ixodida, Argasidae. The transcript has a single exon.
AUGACACUGCUGUUGCGGGUCAUGGAUGGCAACGGUACGCAGCCCCUGGUAUCCUCCUUCGCCGUACGACUGCCGCCUUUUACCAGUUCACGCCCGGACAUAUGGUUUCGGCAAGCAGAGUCACAGUUCACCUUGGCGCACAUCACAUCCCAAGUAACGAAAUUUCACCAUGCCUUGUCCGCCCUCCCCGAAGACAAUCUCAUCGAAGUGGCAGACAUCAUCAACUGUCCUCCCGCUGACGCUUCGUACGACGCCUUGAAGAUUGCCCUCGUCGAGCGAACCUCUCCCUCUGACCGUCAGCGCUUACAAGAAUUAGUGCUGAACGAGCCUCUUGGCGACCGCAAGCCCUCCCAAGUUUUACGGCAAAUGCAGCAUUUGAUCGGAAGCUCCACCUUCGACCCCAAGCUCCUUCGCGAGCUUUUUCUUUCUCGACUGCCUCCGUUCGUACAGCUGGUCUUAUCCGCUUCGGACGACAGCGACCUUCCGUCCCUCGCAGCACGCGCCGACAAGGUAACGGAAAUUGCAUCCGGGCAAGCUUCUGCGCACAAUCUCUCUGCGGUGAACAGCACCCAUCCGCAAUCCUCAUCCGAAGCCUGCGGUACCUGCACCUCUUCAUCGGCGUCCUCGGAAAACUCGGAACUCAUCGCUUUACGUGAUGAAAUAAAGCGGCUCGCCGACGCCUUCAACAGGCCCACGGGCCGCGACAGCCACUCUCCUGGCCGUGCUGGACAGUCCCGCAGAAUAGUACGCUCUCCAACACCCCCAUCGUCAUCCAACCGUCGUCCAGUCUGCUGGUACCACCGUCGUUUCGGCCGCAGGGCACGACGUUGCGAAUCACCAUGCCACUGGCAGGGAAACUUCACCGGGGACUCCUAA